GACGCGAUGUGUCUGAGGCCCUGACGGACGGUCCCGUCUGUUAUGGCUCCUCCUGCUACAGUGGAACGGGGCCAGACGUAAGACCAGUGCAGGGGAACGGCAGUAACAGACGCGGCGGUACGCUUGUCUUCAGCUGCGGCGGACGAUGGCAGACUGUGGUAUGUUGAAGAAAAARACAUAGACGGCGUGCUCGGCGUCGCCUCUUCUGCUGUGAAGGCUUCGACAUUUUCUCAAGAUUACCAACACCCCAAAUGAACUCCGUCAGAGCAAGUAACGUUAGCAGAAGACCCAGGCGAGUGUCGAGGCCGCGCCCGGUGCAGCCGGAGAGGAAUCACCAGGAAAGAGAUGAGGACAUUCCUGCAGAUAUGGUUGCAGAAGAAUCUGGUCCUGGAGCUCAGAAUAGUCCCUACCAACUUAGAAGAAAGUCUCUACCCAAGAGAACAGUGUGUCCAACAAAGACAAACAUGGAGGGUGCUUCCACUUCAACAACAGAAAACUUUGGACACCGACCCAAGCGUCCGAGAGUUUCAGGAAAGUCUCCUGAUUUACCAGCAGCUCCAGCAGAACAGUACCUGCAGGAGAAGCUCCCAGAUGAGGUGGUGCUGAAGAUCUUCUCCUACCUSUUAGAGCAGGACUUGUGCCGUGCAGCAUGUGUGUGCAAACGUUUUAGUGAGCUGGCCAAUGACCCCAUCCUCUGGAAGAGGCUGUACAUGGAAGUGUUUGAGUACACUCGACCCAUGAUGCACCCCGAGACAGGAAAGUUUUACCAGAUAAAUCCAGAAGAAUACGAGCAGCCAAACCCGUGGAAGGAGAGUUUUCAGCAGCUGUAUAAAGGGGCCCAUGUGAAGCCUGGCUUUGCAGAGCACUUCUACAGUAAUCCUGCCAGAUACAAAGGAAGAGAUAACAUGUUUUACUACGACACCAUCGAGGAUGCUCUCGGAGGAGGCCAGGAGCCGCACUUUGACGGCUUGAUAUUCGUCCACUCUGGAAUUUACACGGAUGAAUGGAUCUACAUCGAAUCACCCAUCACCAUGAUCGGAGCUGCUCCUGGAAAAGUAGCAGAGAAAGUUAUAAUUGAAAACACCAGAGAUUCUACUUUUGUAUUCAUGGAAGGCUCAGAAGAUGCUUAUGUUGGGUUCAUGACCAUCAGGUUCAAUCCUGAUGAUAAAUCUGCUCAGCACCACAAUGCACACCACUGCUUGGAGAUCACGGUCAACUGCAGCCCUAUCAUCGACCACUGCAUCAUACGCAGCACAUGUACAGUGGGGUCAGCUGUCUGCGUCAGUGGACAGGGUGCUUGUCCCACAAUCAAGCACUGCAACAUCAGUGACUGUGAAAACGUUGGUCUUUACAUCACCGACCAUGCACAGGGAGUAUAUGAGGACAAUGAAAUCUCAAACAAUGCUCUGGCUGGUAUCUGGGUGAAGAACCACGGCAACCCAAUUAUCAGACGGAACCACAUCCACCACGGCAGAGACGUAGGGGUUUUCACAUUCGAUCACGGCAUGGGUUACUUUGAGAGCUGCAACAUCCAUAGGAACAGAAUAGCUGGCUUCGAAGUGAAAGCGUACGCCAAUCCCACAGUGGUUCAUUGUGAGAUCCAUCACGGUCAGACCGGGGGCAUCUAUGUGCACGAAAAGGGCCGCGGUCAAUUCAUCGAUAACAAGAUCUAUGCAAAUAACUUUGCAGGGGUGUGGAUCACCUCAAACAGCGAUCCCACCAUAAGGGGUAAUGCCAUUUAUAACGGCAACCAAGGCGGCGUUUAUAUUUUUGGUGAUGGCCGAGGCCUCAUUGAAGGAAACGACAUUUAUGGCAACGCCUUGGCUGGGAUCCAGAUCAGGACAAACAGCUGCCCUAUUGUGAGGCACAACAAGAUCCACGAUGGCCAACAUGGUGGCAUAUACGUGCAUGAAAAAGGACAAGGAGUCAUCGAGGAGAACGAAGUGUACAGCAACACACUAGCAGGAGUGUGGGUGACGACGGGGAGCACGCCGGUACUGAGGAGGAACAGGAUACACAGCGGGAAGCAGGUUGGGGUUUACUUUUAUGACAACGGCCACGGUGUGCUGGAGGACAACGAUAUCUAUAAUCACAUGUACUCUGGAGUUCAGAUAAGGACUGGCAGCAAUCCUAAGAUCAGGCGGAACAAGAUCUGGGGGGGUCAGAAUGGCGGCAUUUUAGUUUACAACUCAGGCUUAGGGCUCAUUGAGGACAAUGAGAUCUUUGAUAACGCAAUGGCCGGUGUGUGGAUCAAGACCGACAGUAACCCCACCCUGAGGAGAAACAAGAUCCACGAUGGGAGAGAUGGUGGGAUCUGUAUAUUCAACGGAGGAAGAGGUUUGCUAGAAGAGAACGACAUCUUCAGAAAUGCUCAAGCAGGUGUUCUCAUCAGCACCAACAGUCACCCCGUGCUGAGGAAAAACAGGAUAUUUGAUGGCUUCGCUGCAGGUAUUGAGAUCACCAACCACGCUACAGCGACUUUAGAAGGCAAUCAGAUCUUCAACAAUCGUUUUGGGGGAUUGUUUCUUGCAUCUGGUGUCAAUGUUACAAUGAAAGAUAAUAAAAUAUUGAACAAUCAAGACGCCAUUGAAAAGGCUGUGAGCAGAGGUCAGUGCCUGUACAAGAUUUCAAGUUACACCAGCUAUCCGAUGCACGAUUUCUACAGGUGUCAUACCUGUAACACUACAGACCGCAAUGCCAUUUGUGUGAACUGUAUCAAGAAGUGUCACCAAGGACACGAUGUGGAGUUCAUCAGACACGACAGAUUCUUCUGUGACUGUGGCGCAGGAACGUUGUCCAAUCCAUGCACGUUAGCCGGAGAGCCAACACACGACACGGACACACUGUACGACUCUGCCCCCCCUAUAGAGUCCAACACGCUGCAGCACAACUGAGCUCCAGACCCCGCCCCUCAAGCCCCUCUGCUUUAGCAGUAAUGAACACUUUCAGUUGUGCAGCAGAGGAGAACCUCCUAACUGAAAUAUUCUUUGGCAGAGCAUAUACAGCAACUAAAACAAAGAAAACAAACACUUCAGAUGUGAAUAUGCUAAAAGGGAGACAUUAAAAAAAAAGACGGAUGCCUCCUUUUUCCCUAUGAAAAACUAAAAUAAGAGUGAUGGAGAGCGUUUGACUCGGGGUUUGUGUGGGUUCGUCAUUAAGUGACAAGAAGCGAGACGGAAGAAAAACCACCGAAGCUCAUCUUCAAAGCAGCACCAGAACAAGACACCGCAGUUAUGUACAGGUCCGAUGUGGACACUUAUCCAGCGGAGGCACCGCCGUUUUCAUCAGAGGGGGGAAAAAAAGCCCCAAAUCCAACAAUGCUUCCAUCACAGAGCAUCUGAUGUGCUCAGAUCCGUGUGGCGGAAGAACGACUUAGCACUUCAGCUUUUUCUGUUCGUUUUCCCUCGAAACUGUUCCGAUUUGAUUUUAAUGCUUUUUGUGUAGUUUUGUAUUUUCAUGCGAAAAUCUUAAUGUACUUGAAUGUCUUUAUUUUAUUCAGUGUGUUAAUUUUUUUUGUUAUUUACCCAGAAUUGCUGUAAUUAUACUCAAGUCGCAGUAAUCUAACUUCUUUCUGUGAAAGAGCUCAGAGAAAAGAGAGGAAAACACUAAAUAUUUUCUCCAGCAAUGUUGACUUUUUUUUUCUUUUUUUGACAAGACUUGGAUAGCUCAUGUUUAAAACGUGUCAGUUAUGCUAUAACAGUCCAGUUUACAUAUUCUAUGCAUAUUGUGUUUUAUUUUUUAAAGUUGGGUUUGUCAUAAAGUGAUAAACUUGCAUUUUUUUUCCCUACUUUGAAACCAUGACAAUUUACAACACAUCCUGUGUCAUUAUCACGUUGUAAAAUAAAGUCAUUGCUGUUGGAGUUUUACACAUUUGAUUUAAGGGUCAUUUCUCCUAAAUUAAACUGUUUACAUCUGGUCUCGUUUUAAAAUUAAGUGCGUUCGUUAUGAAGCAUAAUUGCUGCUUUGUAGUCUUUUACGUUUUUUUUUUACCCCCUUUUGAUGCCAGACGUGAUUUAUAUUUGCAAAAAGAAAAGUAACAAAUCUUGAAAGCAUAAUUCCUUUUUUGAUUUUUUUUUUAAUUUGCCAAUGUUGCUGGAGAAUUUAAACAGCUUUUACUCUACAGAAGCUGAGACAAGUAUCUAUACAGCGCUUAAUGGUUUCAUUGCUGCCCCCCUCCCCGUUCAUGUGUACUGGUGAUUGUGGGUUCUCAUACAGACUGAAAUGUAUGCAUGUAUCAUAACAUCUAGACUUAAUAUAUUGUGAAGUAUUCAAUAACCGUUAUGUAGGCGCUAGUGUGAAUUAAAAAAAAGGGUUUAAUUUCCUAGAUGAAACAUUGUCAUUUUUAAAAAAUAAACUUUAUUAGAUCA
Messenger RNA from Austrofundulus limnaeus, 4367 nucleotides. Its product is annotated as F-box only protein 11. The coding region runs from base 252 to 2894 and encodes 880 amino acids. Gene Ontology annotation, molecular function: zinc ion binding; protein binding. Gene Ontology annotation, biological process: ubiquitin-dependent protein catabolic process; regulation of apoptotic process. The record is from RefSeq and is a predicted model, not a curated record. NCBI's taxonomy places the organism in Eukaryota, Metazoa, Chordata, Actinopteri, Cyprinodontiformes, Rivulidae. The transcript is spliced from 22 exons.